CCGGGGAUCCCGGAGCGGCCGCCGCCUCCCGCGCACACACGGCCAUGGCGGAGGCAGGGAAUGAGCGUGCCACCUCUGAGGUUUUACUUGAGGACCCGUGGAGAAAUCCGUGUUGAAAAUCUUACUAAACAGGCCUCCUCGCUGGGGAGGCAGAGCCCUCGCGUGGUCUCCUGCCUUGCACACAGCCUGUGCCCCGGGGAGCCUGGCUUGCAGACAACAGCAGCGGUGUCCAUGGGCUCUGGAGACCAUCAGUUCAACCUCGCGGAGAUCCUGUCACAGAACUACAGUGUCGAGGGGCAGUGCCAGGAGCCUUCGAGGUGCUCAGACAAGCCCAAGGAGGAGCUGGAGAAGGACUUCAUCUCCCAGAGCAGCGACAUGCCCUUCGAUGAGCUGCUUGCACUCUAUGGCUACGAGGCCUCAGACCCCAUCUCAGAGCAGGAGAGCGAGGGUGGCGACGUGGCUCCCAACCUCCCGGACAUGACCCUGGACAAGGAACAAAUAGCGAAGGAUUUGCUUUCAGGGGAAGAAGAGGAAGAGACGCAGCCAUCUGCUGACGACCUCACCCCGUCCGUGACCUCCCACGAGGCCUCCGACCUCUUCCCAAACCAGAGUGGAUCUCGUUUCCUGGCUGAUGAAGUCAAAGAGCCUGGCUCUUCUGCCUCCUCCGACACCGAGGAGGACUCCCUUCCUGCCAACAAAUGUAAGAAGGAGAUCAUGGUGGGACCUCAGUUCCAAGCUGACCUCAGCAGCCUGCACUGGAACCGGCACUGUGAGAAGAUCUAUGAGAACGAAGACCAGCUGCUCUGGGACCCCAGCGUCCUCCCCGAGAGGGAGGUGGAGGAGUUCCUGUACAGGGCCGUGAAGAGACAGUGGCACGAGACGGUCGGGCCGCAGCUCCCGGAGGGGGAGACCGUGAAAGACAGUGAGCAGGCGCUGUACGAGUUGGUAAAGUGCAACUUCAACGUGGAGGAGGCCCUGCGGAGGCUGCGGUUCAACGUGAAGGUGAUCCGAGAUGGGCUCUGUGCGUGGAGUGAGGAGGAGUGCAGGAACUUUGAGCACGGCUUCCGUGUGCACGGAAAGAACUUUCACCUGAUCCAGGCCAACAAGGUGCGCACGCGGUCGGUGGGCGAGUGCGUGGAGUACUACUACCUGUGGAAGAAGUCCGAGCGCUAUGACUACUUUGCCCAGCAGACGCGGCUCGGCCGGAGGAAGUACGUCCCGUCUGGAACCACGGACACAGACCAGGACCUGGAUGGCAGUGACCCUGACGGCCCCGGUCGCCCCCGCCCUGAGCCAGACGCCCUGGCUGGGAUGCACACGGAGCCCCUGAGCGUGGAUGGCACAACCAGUGGUCUUGGUGAGCCUGGAGUGGCCUCUGGCGGCCCCCCGUCCUCGGAGCCGGGGCCCUGUUCCUUCCAACAACAGCUGGACGAGCCCCCCGCUGUGCCCCUGCCCCGUCUGCCCCCAGCCCCGGCCGACGCAGCCUCGUACCUGCCAGCUGUCGCUGCUGCGGAGACAGACGCCAGCCCGAGGCUGGCCGUGGACUUCGCCCUGCCCGAGGAGCUGCCCCUCAUCCCCAGCCAUGUGGACCUGGGCGCGGACCCGGAGGAGACGGUGGCCCCUGCCCAGGUGGCUUUGUCAGUCACCGAGUUUGGACUCAUCGGCAUUGGGGACGUGAACCCCUUCCUGGCCGCCCACCCCACGUGCCCGGCCCCCGGGCUACACUCGGAGCCCCUGUCACACUGUAACGUGAUGACCUGUUGAUUCCUGGCCCUGGGCGGGCGUGUGUGGCCCAGACUGGACUUGGUGCUGCUGCUGGCCCGCCUCGGUCGGUCUUCUGACCCCUUCCCCCCUCUCAGGCCUUGGGGCAGCACCUCCUCUGCUUCAGAACACGUCGGGACUGGGAUGAGGGGCUGGGCCGUGAGCCCCUGCGCCGGACCACACAGACUGGACCCAGGGCCACACCCAGCACCGUCAGCGCCCGGCACUGCUGUCCGGGUCCAGGCUGCUGCCUGCACGUGGGGUCCAUCCGGCGGCCAGGGACAGAAAGACCCGGCCCUGGGGACACCGGGCAGAGCCGGACGCCUAGUCCCCUCCAGCCAGCAGAGGCGAGAGAAGGGGCCGCUGCCCCGGUGGGGAGACGGCAGGACGCCCCGCCCCGCACCAGCAGCCUCCGCCGGGGCGCCCUCAGCUCCCUGCUCGGCUCCGUCUCCACACCUGGCAGGGCCGCGGGCUGCCCCAGCCGGGGGGUCGUGCACGGGCAGCUGCUUCUCAGUGCCAACCCUGUGGGGCACAGAGCCAUAUACCUCGCUGUCCGGCGCCCCCCAGCCUCGCCACCCACCCCGUCGUCUCCACUUCAGGAAAAGCCGCACUUUACACCCCCACCUGCCUCCUCCCCUCCAUCCCUGCUCCCCGAUCCUGAGAGGUUGGGGUGGGGGCCCCUCAGCAACCCCAGACGUGGGUUUGAGGAGACAGGUGGCUCACACCCCGUUUCUGCCCUCCCCCGGUACCAAGGCAGGGCCCCCAGAGGAGCCGCCGCCCUCGCUGCCACGCGGGCCCGACUCCAGCCCGCUUGCCCAGCCCUGCAGGCUUUUCUUCUGUGGGCGCGCCCCGCACGCUGGCUCGGAGUCCUGUCCUCCCCGCCCCCGUCUGUCUGUUUACACGUUGGAGUGGGGUCCUCCGUGGGCGGGUGCCGUCGGCCUCUUGUGCCCGAGCACCUUUCCGAGUGGACUCGACCACCCUCACCCCCACCAAGGACCACACUGUGAAGUGAUAACUGCCUUGAACCCCCCUUGCUGUUUUAUUUAUUAAACUUGAUUUGAAGCCCA
Messenger RNA from Cebus imitator (Panamanian white-faced capuchin), 2828 nucleotides. RefSeq names its product MIER family member 2 (gene MIER2). Gene Ontology annotation, molecular function: histone deacetylase binding; transcription corepressor activity. The transcript is spliced from 15 exons. The record is from RefSeq and is a predicted model, not a curated record. Gene Ontology annotation, biological process: negative regulation of transcription by RNA polymerase II. Lineage: Eukaryota; Metazoa; Chordata; Mammalia; Primates; Cebidae. The coding region runs from base 61 to 1764 and encodes 567 amino acids. Gene Ontology annotation, cellular component: nucleoplasm.